Pyricularia pennisetigena is the source of this 603-nucleotide messenger RNA. RefSeq lists its product as uncharacterized. The record is from RefSeq and is a predicted model, not a curated record. The coding region runs from base 1 to 603 and encodes 200 amino acids. The transcript is spliced from 2 exons. NCBI's taxonomy places the organism in Eukaryota, Fungi, Ascomycota, Sordariomycetes, Magnaporthales, Pyriculariaceae.
AUGUCCGGGCUACGUGCAAUCAGCCUAUUCUCGCCCCGAGGCUCCAAGGCCCUCAACGCUAUACUUUCGCCAGUCCACUCUGCACAGCUCGCAAGGCAAUACGGUGGCAUCCGGCAAAUCAACUAUGGUCCAGGACCGCAAACAGUUUUCAGCACCGAGUUUUGGAAAAACUUAAUACCUAAGCCGUUUCGCUCGAAUAAUCGCAUGAAGCUGCGAAAGACAAAGUCCAAGGACUGGAACCCAGCUACCUUUUACAUUGUCAUUUUCCUGUUCAUUGGGUCGAUGUCUAUCCAGAUGAUAGCCUUGCGCAGGAACUUUGAAAACUUUAUGCGACAGUCGGAUGUCAGGAUAGGUCUGCUUCGUGAGGUGGUUGAAAAGCUGCAGAAGGGAGAGAAAGUCGAUGUUGAGCGGGCUUUGGGCGCAGGCGAUCAACAAAAGGAACAAGAGUGGGAAGAUGUCCUCCGAGAGAUCGAAAACAGCACCCCAAAACCCAAGUCGAAGCGCCAGAAGAAACAAGCAUCAACAGAACCAGCCGCAGCUGAAGACACCGAACAGAACUCUGAGCCUAAGCCAAGGAGGACGUCCAGCGCCGAGUUCUUUUAG